Dermochelys coriacea (leatherback sea turtle) is the source of this 1682-nucleotide messenger RNA. It is a transcript of the gene BORCS7, whose product is annotated as BLOC-1 related complex subunit 7. Bases 213 to 542 code for a protein of 109 amino acids. The transcript is spliced from 5 exons. Gene Ontology annotation, cellular component: BORC complex. The record is from RefSeq and is a predicted model, not a curated record. NCBI's taxonomy places the organism in Eukaryota, Metazoa, Chordata, Testudines, Dermochelyidae.
UGCAAGGCUCGCUGCCCCUGCUGCAGAGACCUGUGCCACCAGGCAGGACCUCUGGGGGCUGGGGCCACCGAUCCCUAGCAGGGCAGCCCCAUCCCAAUACGGCGAGGCAGGCGACGCCCACACCCUGCUUCGCCUUCCCCUCUAGUCUGUCCUCCGGCGCUCGCCGUCGCCCGGCCUUGAAAGGGCGGGGCGCAGGCUGCGCCAGCCCCAAGAUGGCGGCGGCUUCGGCGGGUGGCACGUCCGAUGCCCAGGCGCGGUUCGGCCGCUCGGUGAAGGGGCUGCUGAUCGACAGGGUGACCGGCUGCGGCACCGACGUGAUCGCCCUCACCAAGCAGGUGCUGAAAGGCUCGCGGAGCUCCGAGCUCCUGGGUCAUGCGGCUAGAAACAUGGUGAUGCAAGAAGAUGCCAUCCUGCACUCAGAAGAUAGUCUAAGGAAGAUGGCUAUCAUAACCACUCAUCUCCAGUACCAACAAGAAGCUAUUCAGAAGAACGUUGAGCAUUCAUCAAAUCUGCAGGACCAGCUGUGUCACCUCCUGAAAUGAAGUAGGAGAACCGAAAUACCUAGCGGGAGCUGAUGGGACGACCUGUGUCGGUGGAGCUUCAGAGUCUCUUCCUCCUUCAGCAGUUACAUUGCAAGGCUGAGCUGUGCUGAAAGUCAGUUGUGAAAAUGCAGCGUAUAUGGUACUGAACGUGCAAGACUGUGGAUAGGCGUGGGACGGCUCUGUAACCUACUCAUCACAAUUUCUCCCUAUACCGAAGGCUAGAUCACUUGCUUGCGCUUAAUUUAAAGCAGACGUUACUAAAACCUUCCUGUGACUAGCACUGUUCAUGUCCAUUUUCUUUUCUGUGCAAAGUAUUAUUUGAAUAGGUGUUUUCCUCUCCCCAAGACAUUGCGUAUGCUCAGCUAAUGAAUCAAAGGCAAUGUGUGUUGUUUAUAUUCGGCCCAAUGCCAAACACGUGACUUAGGUCCCAUUCAAACCCGUAUAGCUUUCCCCGGGCCCUCUCCUCUAGGGUGAAUUCCCCUGUCUAUAAUUUCUGCUGAACAUGGAGCUUUUCUUCACAGAGUUAACAGGUGCGGUGACAGAGAUGCACUGCCCAGCAUUCUUCACACAAGUUUACAUUCCCCACCCGCAAAGUACAGAAAGCGGGGCCAGCAUUUUCACAUGGGAACCUACGUUCACACUUCGACACGUAAACAAUCUUCCUUUUUUUUUUUUUUUUUUUUUUUCCCCUGGAGAAUUGAGCAGCCACCACUAUGAGUUUGGUCAGUGGGAGCUGCAUACACAUGUCACCUUUGGAAAUCAGUUGCUUAAAUAUGGCUUUAGGUACCUAAUUUGGGCCAGAAUUUUCAAACCCAGGUGUGUAGGUACAUAUAGCAUCUGAUGACUUGCCUGGCCCUUUGUCACUUGAGUGUCAUGAAUGUCAUUAGCGCUGUACUGGUCCUUUGUCAUCUGUCCAAUAGGAUGUCUGUUUCAUGAAUGUCAUUAGCACUGUACUGUUCUUAAUUUUCUGUAUAUAAUCUAAAACACAGGGUUGGAAUGUUGUAUCUCUUGCCAGUACAUCUGCUGUCUGUUUUGGCCUUGAACUGCAUUCUUCCUAUUUCAUUGCUGUUUAUGGCUCUUGAUUAAGCAGCCUUGGAUUCACUAUGUAACUGUACAGAAUCAGUAAACUAUUCAGCUAUA